Molecule: messenger RNA, 5497 nt
Organism: Patiria miniata (bat star)
Lineage: Eukaryota; Metazoa; Echinodermata; Asteroidea; Valvatida; Asterinidae
Product: unhealthy ribosome biogenesis protein 2 homolog
Exons: 27
Coding region: 21-4709 (1562 amino acids)
Biological process (GO): ribosome biogenesis
Cellular component (GO): nucleolus
Source: RefSeq, a predicted model, not a curated record
UCAAAUAUCAGUUCAAGAACAUGGCGAUCCCGUAUGCAGGAGUUCAUCGGAAAUUGAAAGAUGCGGACACGCCGUGGGAGAAGAAGGUGGGCCUUGCCCGCUUUGCCUGGGUCUCGCCCAGGUGCUUCCUGCCCAAUAAAGAACAGGUGCUGAUGGAUUGGGCAGCCAACUCGCUGGCCAACGCACACAAGCUCAGCGUUCCUGACCUCGCUGUUCCCAGACUCUGGCAGUUUCUCCUGGAUGCUCUACGGAGUCAAAGACUGAAGACUAUGGGCAGUCGUGCCGAGGCCUUGUCGCUUAGGCUAAGUUUGUUCCCUGUGAUUCUGAAGUCCCUCUGCAUUGGAACUGCCAACGUUGAGCUGGUCAUUGGAUGCUGCCACUCUCUUCUUGAGUACCCAUCCUUGGGUAGUAUCAUCACUGGUACAUUGGACCACCAGGUGCAGUUUCUGUCUACCGUGGUCUGUCUGUUGACUGACUUCCUGAGGACCCGCUGCGGCAGGACUCCCGUCCUGUUAAAUUCUCUGGUCCAGAGGGCCUUUGCCAGUUUCGCCUCACUGCAGAGACAGCAGCCCAACCCUAGAAAGGUGUUCACGAUUGUCUACGAGAAACUACUGGGGCCAUUAUUGGCACUGCAUCACACUAUCUCUGAUCUGAAUGAAGUAAUGGACGAGUCUUUCAGUGACACACUCAAAUGUAUUCAGGAUUUAAUAGCAAGUGGACUCUUCAACAGAGACCUAGCUGAGGGUCACUCCAAAUAUCUGAGGUCAGUCCCAGGCCAGGUCACCACCGAGAAACAGAGGGAAGUGCGGCUGUUACAAGAGAGCAUUUCCGCCCUCUGGAAAAACAUGGCUGAAAGAACAAGCAACAUUGAUGAGGUCAACGUUUCCUUGUGCUACAUUGCCGGCAUGCCUGUAGUGUUCAGAGCAUUUCUAAGCCUUCAUAAAUACCCCAAUGACGUCUCGUUCGCAAUGCUCCGCAAGCUGUGCUGCGCCAUGGGUCUUAUGCCGGCCCAGGAGCAUGAUGGGAAGGCCAUGACUGGAGUCGAGAACCAACAAACAAGCGUCGCAGAGAAGCCCUUGUUACAGAUUCCGGAACAGAAGAGUGUAUUGGGCAACUGGACCGCGGGUCUUCCUGCCCUGAGCAAACUCCUGAAAGUCUUAUCCGAAAAACAGAUUUAUGAGGUUGCCAGUGAUAACAUGUCUGGUAAAACCCAGUUCAGCUGGCUUCAUGACCUCAUUGGCGGACUUAUCAGCAAUGCCGACAGUUCUCAGUCAGCCUGGUAUGCCAGUCUAAGCACAGCGUUGGACAUGAACCACCUCCUGUUGGAAGAUCAACUCACACCGAUUUUGAAGGAGGCCCUCUAUUGUUCAGAUAAGGCAUGUCUCACUCAGAACACUCAGCGUGAGCGGGAUGAGUUUCUGAAGAAGUUGCUGGGCACCUACACAAAACUGAGACAGUUUGAUCGCGUUGUCUCUGCCAUGCUGGAACUGUGCAAGUCAGCCUCAGCAGAUGGAGAGCACUUUGCUUACCCAACACAGUUCUGCACAAGUUUUUCAGAGAGCGUCCAGCAGUUACCACCUGGCCUCACUCUAGACAUCUGGAAGCAGUUCUUGGACCAAUUCCUGACGAGAUACCUCCCAGAGGGCACUCAGAAUGCCACGACUCUCCCCUCUCCGCCUCCCCGCAAGAAGUCCAAGCCCGGCAGCAACAAGAGGUCAACUAUUGACCUGACUGUCAUUGCCGUGACCUUUGACCUUUUCCUGCGGAGCAUGCGAUUGGUGGACGGCAGCCUGAUGACCGUUCCAUUGUUGAGGAGGGUGGAGGAGCUGAUGACGGAAACCAAAGACGGAGUGCUCGCACCUUUGUUACAUUUGUGCAGUGAAUCAGAGCCUUCAGUUGGACAAGUGUACUCUACACUUCUCCUGUGUUAUGUAUGGGGAGAAUUACAUCUUCUCCUGUGUCAGCACACAAACUACCGCGACAGGCACCCGUUUUCAAAUUCGGAAGAAACAGUGUUGAAUUUUGGGGACUUCUCUUUCGUGCACACGUAUGGGACAUCCAACGAAUGGUCGCGCCUGUGUACAAUGUUUGCUGAAAAGGAAAGGAUACAAUUAUUGCAGGUUUCUCUUGCUGUGCAGCAGAUACGAGCCUUGCUGCUGUUUGGAGAGAUUACAUCAGAUGUGGUGCGGCAAAGUCUAGUCAACAUAGCAACUGCAGUAUGCGACAAAGCAACAAAGGUAAAUAAUCGGGACUCAUCAGGAAAAUCCCUCGUCUCAAUUCUGCUCGACAACAUCCCUUUCCUAUUGCCCUUUCUCCCCGCCCACCAAAUCACCACCCUCGCUAGUCUCCUCUGCAAGACUCUGAUGUCUUCCCACACUGACUUAAAAUCAUCCGGUAGUCUCCAAAACCAGAAGCAAGUUCAGCCAGACAGUCACAGCGACAAGUGCGGAGAUGCGUCAGUGCACAGAAUCUGCGAGGAGUUCGUCAGAAGCGAGUUCUGUGUGGAGUCUAGGCAGCUGCAGAUUGCCUUGGUGACCUCAGUGUUGGGUCAAAUGUCAGAGGUUAUGGGGUCAUUGAGUGCUGGCUCUAAUGCAGACACUCUCCAUAGCCUGAGUGACACAGACGUGAAGUGCACCAGUGACGGAGAUUCAAACACGAUGAAAUUACAAGAAAUCGCCUUGGACGUCAACAAGUUACUUGCCGGAGCUGAGAUGGUCAAGCCGGCUUCUCAUGUCAGCCCAGAUGUUUAUAGAUCUGUGGAGGGAGUGCUGAAGGUCUUACAUCACCUACCACUCCAGCACCUGUUGCCUAGCAACAAGGCCAGAUGCAUGCUGGGACUGCUCGUCGUCGACACCGCCCUCAACAGCAUCUCCCCAAAGAACGCCCCGGGCGCUCCCUACUUUUCUGCACUGUUGCUAUGCCGACAGCUACAGGCAGCCAUUUUGAGGAGUGUCGGCAGCAGCAAGGCCAAAUUUCUCAGUAACAUCGACGCCUGGCGGAUUCUUACUGUCAUGACAAAAGCAUCCGUUGAUGCAAAACAGAAGGUGACCAAGAAAACCGUUGUAGAUUUGGACUCCUCACUGAAUGAUGUCACAGAGGAGCUGCUCACCUAUUGGCUGAAACGACUGAGGCAGCUGCCCAAUCAGGAGGCUGGUUUCAAGGAUUAUUCUCAUAUGGUUGAAUCUAAGCUUGAUGAACUCGACAGGCAUCUUUCUCGCUCCAAGAAUGCCCAGCUAAUCCUCUCCGCAAAUGUCCCGCUUCUAACGGCGGCCACCGCCCUUCUGGGCUCCCUGUUUGUCAGCCGGGGCGCGCUCGGCUCCCUGGGGAGCGAACUGUCGUGUGACCUCGGUCGACGAAUCACGGAGGCGCUUAGCAGUCUGAUGCGGCACGGGCAAGGUGCGAGCGCAUGUCCAAGGCUGCUAAUCUGGCUUGCGAAAGCUGGGACACUUCUCAUGAAGUUUGCUCUCCGGACGGUCAGAACCGACUCUGAAAAUCGAAUCUCAACUGUUAAAUCAGAUGCCGAGUUGGAUUCUGAUGAGGCUGAUGUCAUGGAAACAAACCUUUCCACGGUAUCUGUUGCUACGGAACAGUGGACGGAGGUUCUGAACCCCGUCUUGCAGGAGAUCUGUACUUACUUUGAGCCGACUGGCGAGAAGAGCUGCCCUGUGAUUGGCCCGUGCCUGACGUACAUGCAGACAAGCUGUCUUUUCAUUGGUCGGUGCUGUGACGUGGGCACAAUAGGCAUGGCUACCAGUGACAUGUGGCAGGCAGCGUUAUCACUGAUGGGGACCGGUGUUCAUUUGGAUGAAAGUGUUAUGAACGACUUGACAAGCACCCUGUCAGGAAUCAUUCAAACCAUGGACUUGGUGCAGUUCCGGACAUUGCUGACUGAUCUCCUACGAGACACUGCACUCAAGAGAGAACCGGAUGCUGAGGACUGCCCGCAUCUUCGCGCUGCCUUGGUUGCUUGGCAACUGUUACCAACCAGCUGUGCUGCAUCAGAGGAGAUCCAGGGGGUGCUCGGUGAUGUCAUCCCUCAGGUGAUUUUGAACUUACUAGAAAUUCUAAAAGGUGCUGCAAGCAACUGGACUCUUGGUGGGGCUGUUGCUGUUUCCGUUCUGCAAGCUGUGAGCAGUAUCAUAGGACAAGGAAAGUCUCUUGUUGCACCAAAUGAAGCCAUGCAAGCCCAGCAUUUUGGCCUGAUGGUGCCUGUUGCUAUGGUGACUGCUGCUGACUUCCCAUUGGUCUUCAACACCUUGUGCCAGAUUCUCAGAAGCCUUCUGAUUGGCUAUCCCAGGACUGUGAUGAAAUCAUUGGCCAGCUUCUUCGCCUGUCUACAACAUCUUCUGAAGGCGGUGAUGCACAGAGGCCAGCAGAGCAGGGAUGGCGAUGAGAAACUAAGCGAUCAUGACUUGUACAUAUGUGCAGAGAAUAUGGAAAGACUGCUGACAAUGUUGGCCACCUACAAGAAGGAUAUCAACAAACUUGCCGUCUUUCUGGUCUCGGAUUACAUCGCUGAGCUGCAAAAGGGAACACUGCUUCCACUUUUCAAGAAAGCCUUGGUAACCGGUAUCUACAAUCUUCUGGAUGCCUGUGAUGAGAGGGCUAUUGAUUUCCUCAAUGCCACCCUGCCCAACAAUCUCAGGGAAAUCUUCAAGACGUUCUACUCCGACUUCCAAAAAUACUACAGAUACUCAGGGAAAGUGUGAUCUUACUAUUGCUGCAUCACUUCAAUACUUUUCUUUUUUAAUUGUUCGUCAUCUUCAUUAUUUAUCUUGUGGAGUGCUGUGGCCUUGUACUAGUGGUCCAGUGGUUACGGUGCUCGACUCACAUGCCGUGGUACUUGGGUUCUAACCCUGACGGGGAAUGAGGUGCUUGUGUUCUAGGGCAAGACACUUUACUACAAUUGCCUCUCUCCACCCAGGUAGAGACCAGAAUGCGCUGAUCUCGAGCUGCUGCAAAAACUGGUCUCAUGGCCUGAUGAACAGGGGUAAUAAUUGUGUAGUGCUUUGAAACCUUAUCACGAAUUGCUUCUCCGCACCUAGGAAUGAAUUGGUAUCUCUGAGGGUGCAGAUCAUCCGAGAUUCUAUUUGAAUUAGCCAUUUGCGCCAAGAUUGCAGCAUCAAGCUGAGACGGUCUGAGGACGGUUUUAUGGGCCCAACGAGCUGAUCAGGGUGAUAAAAAUAUAAAAGGCUCAGAUCUUUGUUAAAAGUGCUUUAUAAAGACACAUUGCUAUUCACUAUCUCUUACUGCCUUAAAAACAUGGGAAAGAUUUUAUGAACUUGAUUUUUUUUCCCUUAAAACCCGGGAAAGUUUUAUGAACUUUAGUUUUUUAGUACUUUAAUCCAGUUUUCAAAAAGUAGAUAACAUUUGUGAUUUUUAUUUCAAACCAAACUGAUGAUUGGUCCUACUGAAAAUCGAACAAACUAUAGUUGUUUACUGAAUCAAACCCAUGGGUGAUAUUUAUGAAAAUGAAUUGGUUCAGAACAUUCUAAAA